AUGGAGGAUCAAACAUGGGAGGCCUACUUCACCGAUACACCUCCUCCUGCACCUAGCCUAACUAAAAUCAUCACAGAUCUACGGAAGAGAGUACUGGUGAGCCCCAUUUUUGUCUGCCUGGUAUGCACCAAAGAGUCCAGCUCCCAGCAGCACAUGGCUGUGCAUUGCAGGAAACAUGUGCAGGCAGGCAUGGCUAAAGGGACUGUUAAGCACAUCAAGUAUUAUCCAGAUCACACUACAUGUUAUUUCUUCGGCAUUAAUCCACAGCCAACUCCUCGAGAUCCUGGAUCUGCAAACAGGGUUAGGCAAGUACCCAUGCCAAGUUACAAAACUGUUCUUUCUUAUGCUGGCAAUGCUUUCGUGUCACACCUGGCAAGUAUGCUUCCUGAGAACCCUAACGGAGUUAGUCCAAUCGUAACUCCCAUUGGAAACAUGUCCAACAUUGACCUGACACUUCGACUGGGUUCCACUCCUGGUACACUCCCGUUAUCUGGUUCAUCAAGCAGUGCUAACAACAUUCACUCUGCUAGUGAUGACCCCAAAGGGAAAAAGGUGAUCCCAUGGCCAUAUAAUUGA
Panicum virgatum (switchgrass) is the source of this 576-nucleotide messenger RNA. RefSeq lists its product as uncharacterized. Bases 1 to 576 code for a protein of 191 amino acids. The transcript has a single exon. Lineage: Eukaryota; Viridiplantae; Streptophyta; Magnoliopsida; Poales; Poaceae. The record is from RefSeq and is a predicted model, not a curated record.